UCCGGGGGCCACGCAAGAUGGCGACGCGGGCCGGGCUGCUGCGCCUGGCGCGCCUGGGCCGCCCCCUGCUGCCCGCCGCCCGGCGGGGGCUGCGCGCAGGGGGAUCCCUUCAACAGCAGGAAGAGUUCACCUCACUUGAAGAGAAGCCGCAGUUCCCGGGUGCCUCCGCUGAGUUUGUGGACAGACUUGAGUUUAUCCAACCAAAUGUCAUCUCAGGGAUCCCCAUCUACCGGGUCAUGGACCGCCAGGGGCAGAUCGUCAAUCCCAGCGAGGACCCCCAGCUUCCUAAAGAGGAAGUUCUGAAGUUCUACAGAAGCAUGACGCUUCUCAAUACGAUGGAUCGGAUCUUGUACGAGUCCCAGAGGCAGGGUCGGAUCUCCUUCUACAUGACCAACUACGGGGAGGAAGGCACACACAUCGGCAGCGCGGCUGCCCUCGACGACACUGAUCUGGUGUUCGGACAGUAUCGGGAAGCCGGUGUUCUGAUGCACAGAGGGUAUCCUCUGGACCUGUUCAUGGCACAAUGCUACGGGAAUGCCAGCGACCCCGGGAAAGGCCGUCAGAUGCCCGUGCAUUAUGGCUGCAAAGAUCUGCACUUUGUCACCAUCUCGUCCCCGCUCGCUACACAAAUCCCACAAGCCGUUGGUUCUGCUUAUGCCAUCAAGAGGGAGAACACCAACCGGGUUGUGAUCUGCUACUUCGGGGAAGGUGCGGCCAGUGAGGGCGACACCCAUGCUGGCUUCAACUUUGCCGCCACCCUGGAGUGCCCCAUCAUCUUCUUCUGCCGCAACAACGGCUACGCCAUCUCCACCCCUACGUCUGAGCAGUACCGGGGCGACGGGAUCGCUGCUCGGGGGCCUGGUUACGGUAUUCACUCGAUCAGGGUGGACGGCAACGACGUUUUCGCCGUGUACAACGCCACCAAGGAGGCCCGGCGUCGCGCUGUGGCCGAGAACCAGCCGUUUCUCAUCGAAGCCAUGACCUACAGGAUCGGGCAUCACAGCACGAGCGACGACAGCUCCGCCUACCGUUCGGUGGAUGAGGUCAACUAUUGGGACAAACAAGAUCACCCCAUUUCUCGGCUCCGUCACUAUAUGGUGGGACGAGGCUGGUGGGACGAGGAUCAGGAGAAAAGCUGGCGUAAGAAAUCGCGCAAGAGGGUGAUGGAGGCCUUCGAGGAGGCCGAGCGCAAACUGAAACCCAAGCCGCAGUUCCUCUUCUCGGACGUUUACUGCGAGAUGCCCUGGCACAUCCAGAAGCAGCAGGAAUCCCUGGAGCGCCACCUCAAGCAAUACGGCGAACACUAUCCCCUGGGACACUUUGAGAAGUGAAUCCCCACCCCCUUCAUCUUCAUACCCCUCACUGCCCUCACCAGCAGCCGGGGCCUGGAAGACAAAUCUCAGUCAAAAACGGAUUCCUGGGCAGAAUUCUGUGCCUGGUCACAGCUGGGCAACCUCUCCCUUGAGAGCGUGGGGAACGCUGCUCACAACGCUGGCGCCUGGAAUAUCUGCAGGGGGAUACAGACCUGGGUUUGGGGGCGACUCCAGGGCCCCACGCCAAUUUCUGCUAGCGGCCACUAAUGGUUAUUUUACCUCCGGUUUUAAAACAUUAAUUGCAAACAGUGGCAGCUCACUACGGGGUGCCACUCGGCUGCCAUCACCACCCACCCCAUAGUACUAUUAACCUCCCUCCCAGGAUAUGAAACACUGAACGCUUUUUUCCUUGCUUUACAGUCUGUAAAUACAGCACGUUAAGCCACGUGUGGCCAAUGGGACUUCCCGAAUUCUUGCAUCUUUGCAAGAAUUUGAGAAGGUCUGUUGAGCAUACAUCCGUCUCCUGGAUGUAGGUCAGGAUGGCUUUGAGGGCAAAGGCCGCCACCCCCUCCAAAAUAUCCACCCGCCCACCUUGCCUUGCCUGCUUGUAGAGCUAGCCGUGGUUGCAUGCAGCUUACGUAAAGCACACCAAGGGUCACAGCUGUCUCUGUGGAACCGCAGUGCCUUAUCUCUACUGGCUUUCUGACUGGAAUUUCCCCCCUGCCCUGCCACCACAUACAACCUGGCCGUCGUACUUGAGACAGUCAUUCUGAAAGGCACAAAAUGGCGGGCAGCGUCUUAGCUUCUUUCUAUGGGUAAGCUCAUGUCCCAAAAGGAACCGUUUCUGCAUCCUUGGUGCCUCUGGAACCAAGUAUCUGCUUGCGGUGUGUGUGGGGGGCUUGUAAGGUUUAUUUGGUUUUCAGCCCAGUUGGCCCUGUGAAGAUAGUGCGCUAGCUCAGAGGAAAACUGCAGCCUGUGCCUUCCCCAGGAGACGAAACCCCGUACACCUCCCUUGACAGUGUCAUCUGGAAAGUGGAUAUCACCCGGAAAUUUUUCUUGGCCAGUUCAUCACCAAACUGUAAAGGGACAAGUUUGUAUGGAUUUCCCUAAGGAUCUCGGAGCUUUUAGAAGGCGGGGAGUCUUUGGUGAUGAAAUAGAACAGGGUUCAGAGCAGAAGGCCACGGGUGUUUUAACUGGGCUUUCAUUAGAAAUUCAAACUCUAUAUUUCUAGCAUUUCUGCUUGAGCAAUUUGGCCCGGGGCGGUGGUGGCAGAGUUCUGUUAGUCUGUUACAGCUCAAUCGGCGAUGUUACUGUUGGAUGCAAUAGUUAUAUUUCAGGUUUUAGAGAGAGAUGGGUAAACACAAAUGAGGGUGCCGUAGCAAGGCAGGUUGGGAAAUGAAUAAAACGAUUAUGGGCGGAUCA
Eublepharis macularius is the source of this 2735-nucleotide messenger RNA. RefSeq names its product branched chain keto acid dehydrogenase E1 subunit alpha (gene BCKDHA). Gene Ontology annotation, molecular function: oxidoreductase activity, acting on the aldehyde or oxo group of donors, disulfide as acceptor. The transcript is spliced from 9 exons. The record is from RefSeq and is a predicted model, not a curated record. Gene Ontology annotation, biological process: branched-chain amino acid catabolic process. NCBI's taxonomy places the organism in Eukaryota, Metazoa, Chordata, Lepidosauria, Squamata, Eublepharidae. Bases 18 to 1331 code for a protein of 437 amino acids.